This is a messenger RNA of Cylindrotheca closterium, 666 nucleotides long. The record is from the annotation of a GenBank genome assembly. Lineage: Eukaryota; Bacillariophyta; Bacillariophyceae; Bacillariales; Bacillariaceae.
AUGAUUGAUGGAUCAACAAUACAGUCCAUUUUUGGGCCAUUUGGAAGCGAAGAUUCGUUGCUUCCAUUCUUUGGUCCAUUGACGUUGUGGGUUGGCAUGUACACCUACAGUCACGUCAAGGGCACGAGUUACCAAGAUUGGCCUAUUCCACACAACACGCAUCACUUUUUUGGGAUGAUAUUUGCCACACUUUCGAUCAUCUACGACAACGAAGAAAUAUUUCCAGAAAGAGUUGGGGUUCUGUGGACGCUUUCCUUCUUUGUGAUUGAUUUCAUCGAUUGUGUUCGGGUGAUGCACACUGCCUAUCUAUUCCACGCGGUGUGUGUUUUGUUUUUGAGUUCUUGCAACUUGAUGAAUCCGAGCUUUUACCGUUUGAGAAUGAAUUCCAGAGCAAUGUAUUUGGAACUUAGUAGUCCAUUCAUGCACCUGAGCAAGAAAACGAGAAAUCCGUUGCACUUUGCAAUCUUCGCCUUAAUGUUUACAUGUUGUCGGGUCGUCUGGAUCCCACUCAUCAUGAAACGUCUGCUUGAUGAUGGAUUGCCAUGGACGGACUACAAGUUCUUGGUUGUGAUUGCCUUUUAUGGGCUGAACCUCUUUUGGUACGCGAAAAUCUUACGAAUAAUUAUCUUUGGGCCUCCACAAAAGGAGGACAAGAAAGAAGGGUAG